AGUUGGUUGUCUUUGUCUUCAUGCACUCAUUAGACUGUGUCUAACAUACAUAUCCGGUCUCGAGUUGUCGUUAUGUUGACUGUAUUAGCUCAGAUAACUUAAAAUUAACGAGGUAAAUGUUAUCGCUUUUUUGCAGACGUUGUUGUUUAGAUAUAUCAAACGAUCAUCAUUACAUUUUUACGAAGUUGAAGUUGUCAGUUGCAGUCUAUGCAAUUGUUUGACUCGACGUUGUCGAUCUAUUUGUCGUAACAUUUAACAACUUCCUCGUUUUACAUACUUAUGUUCAAAAGUUGACAACAAUCUCUUGCUCAAGCGAUCCAGUGUCGUUUUAUUUAUUGGAUUUGAUUAUCAGAUCAUAUGAAACGCUAUUAAAAACAUACAGUAGGUGUAGUGUAGAUCGAGUGAAGUGUUACUGGCGUAGCUAUGAUUUAACCCCAUGUAUAUAACGUUGGCCAUUCAGGUCAACGAUAUUUCUUUACAGCAAUGAACUUGUUUUAUACAUUUACUAUCUUUGUUCUCUUGCGUGAAUCGUCCAGCAAACAGAAUUCGAAUCGUGGACAAGCAAAGUUUCCAAGGCCCUUCGUCAGCAAUUUUAGUGACAUCCGAAUUGGUGGACUGUUUCCAAUCCACAUACGUGAAUCUAAUGACUCGCUGUGUGAUCUACGUGUUCCUAAAUACUCCUAUAUUCUUGACCACAACCGUAUUCCGAGGUGUUACCGAUUGAACAACAAUGGAGUUAUAUGGAGCGAGACGUUACGCUUUUCUGUCGAGGCCAUAAGACCUGGGUUUUUUAAUGCUACUAAUUUGACAUUGGGCUACGAUAUUCGGGACUCACUUAAUAACGUCGACGUCGCCCUUGAAGCUGCUUUGGAUUAUACUUUGCUUCGAUCUCGAACGCCAGACAGAAAUAGCUCUCAAAAGUGCUCUUGCAACGACAAUACCACGGAACCGUACAUAGUCACUUUGAUUGGUGGAGCACGCUCUGAGAUAUCGCAACGUGUUAAUGCGAUUGCUGGCGUAUCAUCACUUCCACAAAUUAGCUACUCUAGUACUAGUGUCUCUUUGAGCAACAAGGAAGCAUACAGGACUUUCAUGCGUACCAUACCUCCAGAUAAUUAUCAAGCCCGUGCUAUGGUUGACAUCGUGAAACAUUUCAACUGGUCAUAUGUUGCAACAGUAGCGACAGAUGAAGAUUAUGGUCGUGGUGGAGUGGAGGUCUUUAACCAAUUAGCACGACGUUAUAACAUAUGUAUCUCGUUAGAACGGCUCUUUCAUUUCAACAUUAGCUCAGAAGAUACAAAACAAGAAAUUCGGAGUAUUGUCAGAGAUUUGAAAAAAAAUGAAAGAACCAACGUGAUUGUGUUGUUUUGCGAGCGUCCACGAGCUGUCGCUGUGCUUAAAGAAGCUCAAAAACAAGGUUUAACUGGGAAAACGUGGAUUGCCACCGAGGCUUGGGGAUUCAGUGAUAGCGUUUAUGAUUUUGAUUUAUCGACAGUGGGUGGUAUCGUGGGUGUCGUCACACAUACUCCCACUGUACCCUUAUUUGAACAACAUUUGAGAAAGUUCAACUUAACCAUGGAAAACCCUUGGAUCUUAGAGUAUGUACGCGAACAUGAUUUUAACGUAACUGCUUUGAAUCUAACGAGAAGCAAAACCUCUUAUAUUAUGGAUGCUGCUUAUACUGUUGCAUUGGGAUUAUUUGAGUACAUGAAUUGUACUGAAACAAAACCAUAUACUUACGAGAAUUGCAAUAGUAGUUAUAUAAAGAAUAUUGACUUGGAAAGGUUAAGAAUGUAUAUGUUACAAGUGAAUAGAACUGGAUCCAGUAGUCGGUUGCUGAGUUACAAUGAAGAUGGAAAUCCAGAAGUGAUCUAUUACAACAUCAGCAACCUUCAACCUUCAAACAAAAAUAAAAAAGGGAAAAGUUUUGUGUUCGUUGGAAGUUGGUCCAAUGGUUUACUGAAAAUUCGGAGUCCCAUUUACUGGAACGGUGGUCGAAACACCACCCCUGUCUCGGUGUGUUCGUUUCCAUGCCCCCCGGGGAUGUAUCAAGUGAAUAGUGAUGUUGCUUGUUGCUGGGAUUGUAUACUUUGUCCACCCGGACAAUUUAAGGUCGGUAUCGGACCCAACCAAUGCGAGGAAUGUCCUAACGGUUUUACAUCUGAUUCUAAUCGUACGCGAUGCUUGCGCAUACCAGAAGAGUUUAUCCGUUGGGAUUCGGCAACUGCUGCCGUAUUGACAUCGUUUUCUGUGUUCGGAGUAAUUGUGACGUCAUUCAUGUUUGGUGUUUACUAUAAACAUCGUAAAACCCCUAUCGUCAAAGCUGCAUCACGAUAUCCCUCUUUGCUCCUUCUCAUAACUAUAACUGUGAUGUUUGCUCUACCAUUGCUUUAUAUUGGACGUCCAAAUACGUCUAUUUGUCAUGUUCAGCCUAUAGCAUUUGGCUUACUCAUGACUUUGGCAUCUUCACUGGUGCUAACCAAAACAUUUCGACUCAUUCAGAUCUUUAAUAACGUUGUAACCAACAUCAAAGAUAAAUCCCUGGUUACAAUGAAGACUCAGUUUCUUAUGGUUUUCGUUUUGCUCGUUAUUGAAGCUAUUCUGAUAGCAGUAAUGGUGGAUGUGCAUCCUAUUAAAUUGCAAUCCUUCGUAAGAGAGACCGCUGUACCUAUCGGUUGCAAUGAUUCUGCACGUGAUCUGCAUACCGCUGUACUUUUGUAUAACUGGCUUUUAUCUAUGGUGUGUGCAAUAAUGGCAUUUCGUGCUCGUUCCCUUCCAGCCAACUUUAGCGAAGCACGUUUGAUUACUUAUGCUAUGUUUUCAUUUUCAGUAAUAUGGCUUUCCUUUAUUAUCGUCUUCACAGGAAGUAUUCUUGAUCGUUUUGCCAUUUAUAUUUGUGUCGCUAUUUUAGCGACUGCCGUGGAUCUUCUUGCAUGUAUGUUUGCACCCAAGAUAUAUGUGAUUCUCUUUAAGCCUGAACUCAAUCAAAUGGAAGUUGUUCGUGCUGAUAUAUACCGCUAUACAAUGAAACAGCGGGCGCGAUCACUUUCUCCCAAUCCCGAAUCCAGUGAAACUCAACACGUGAGAAAUACGUUAGAUGGUACUUUACCUCGUAGAAAAUCUGCACACAGCAUACAAGACGCUAAGUUGUGAAACUAGCCAAGUGAUGAAGUUUAAGUUUUAAAAGCUCUAAGUUUUUCAGGAAAAAUCAUCGGACGUCGACCCAGCAGUUUAAUCAAAAAAGAGCAACUCAGUGUAUGAAUGUUUUAGAAUUUGCUCCCUAGUUGUGAAAGACAUUUAUGAUGAUGAAAAUAUUAACAUGUUGUAAAAAUAUUGAUUGUAAAUAUCCUUGAUUAUGAUGGAUAAUAAAGUAAAAUUUACAGCUCCAAUCGUUUAUUAUGCAAACUUUAAAUUAUCCUUUUAAAUGGUCAAAGAAAUAUAGUUAGUCAAUACACAAUGAUGUAAAUAACUUACAAAACAAUGCAUUAAAAAUAAAUUUCACGUUUAUUUCAAUUUA
Xenia sp. Carnegie-2017 is the source of this 3517-nucleotide messenger RNA. RefSeq names its product extracellular calcium-sensing receptor-like. The record is from RefSeq and is a predicted model, not a curated record. Gene Ontology annotation, biological process: G protein-coupled glutamate receptor signaling pathway; regulation of synaptic transmission, glutamatergic. Gene Ontology annotation, cellular component: membrane. NCBI's taxonomy places the organism in Eukaryota, Metazoa, Cnidaria, Anthozoa, Malacalcyonacea, Xeniidae. Bases 484 to 3153 code for a protein of 889 amino acids. Gene Ontology annotation, molecular function: adenylate cyclase inhibiting G protein-coupled glutamate receptor activity. The transcript has 6 exons.